AUGAAGAGAGCUUCACCCUCUCCUUCCUCACUGCUCUUCCAUCUUCUGAUAACACCACUCUUCCUCUGCGAAGCUAACACAGUGUCAAUGCCUCCUUCUGAGUCAGAGACUCUCUUCACAAUCAUGGAGUCAAUGUCAUCAGAUCAACAAUGGCGUCACUCCCACCCAAACCCUUGCUCACCAGGCUCAUCUUGGCCAGGCAUUGAAUGCAAAACCGGUCCAGACCACUUACCUCACGUCUCACGACUCGAUUUCGGCUCUGCUCCAAACCCAUCUUGUAAACCCUCAGCUUCAUUCCCUUACUUGAUCUUCACUCUCCCUUUCCUCCAAUCAAUCUUCUUCUUCAACUGCUUCACUCACUUCCCAACCACAAUCACCUUCCCUAUCAUCAUCACAAACUCCUCUCUUCAACAGCUCAGCCUCAGAUCAAACCCUUCUCUCUCAGGCCUCAUCCCUCCUCGCAUUUCAUCUCUCAAGUCUUUACAGAUCCUCACCCUCUCGCAAAACAAACUAACCGGACCCAUCCCUCAAGCUAUCUUCUCGUUAAAAACCCUCGUACACCUCGAUCUCAGCUACAACAAGCUCACAGGGACAAUCCCUAACCAACUAGGAAACCUCAACAACCUCGUGGGACUAGACUUAAGCUACAACAAGCUCACAGGCACAAUCCCUAACACAAUCUCGCAACUGGGUUUGCUUCAAAAACUCGACUUGAGCUCAAACUCUCUCUUCGGACCCAUCCCACAAGGAGUAGAAAAGCUCCGAUCUCUAUCAUUCAUUGCCUUAAGCAACAACAGACUCAGAGGAUCUUUCCCAAAAGGAAUCUCGAAUCUUGAGAGCUUACAGUACUUCAUAAUGGAUAACAAUCCAAUGUACGUACCCCUCCCCGUUGAGCUAGGGUUCCUCCCUAAGCUCCAAGAGAUCCAGCUCGAGAACUCAGGAUACUCCGGCGUGAUCCCGGAGAGUUACACAAGGCUGAUGAAUCUCAGCUCCUUGUCUCUCGCUAACAACAAGUUAACGGGAGAGAUCCCUUCAGGGUUUGAUUCUUUACCUCACGUUUUUCAUCUGAAUCUGAGUAGGAACUCGUUGAUCGGUGUGGUUCCGUUUGAUUCGAGUUUUUUGAGACGGUUGGGUAAGAAUUUGGAUUUGAGCGGGAACAGAGGGUUGUGUCUGAAUCCAGAGGAUGAGUUCAGUGUUGUUAAGACAGGUGUUGAUGUGUGCGGGAAGAAUGUUAGUAGCGGUGGUGGUGUGUUGAUUCAUCCAACGAAGAAGAAAUCUCAAGGCUAUAGUUCUCGGUGUUGUUACGGAUCUUCUUGCUUUUGGUCUAAUGCUCUGUUUCAGGUGGCUCUGUUUCUGUGUUUACGUCAUCAUCGGUAAUAAAAGAAAAAAAAAACAGAAUUAAGACAAUUAAAAUAUUAGUUCCUGAAAAAGAGAGGAGAUUUGUGUUUGGUCCCGAAGUAGACGUUGGUUUCAAGGGUUUAGUGUUUUUUUAGUGGUCGUAGUUAAAUGUUGUUUUUAGUUUAAUAGUAUUAAUAUUUUCAGAUUAUAUUAAUAAAAAGUUCCAGUCAUUUAGGUGUAUAUAUAUAUAUAUAUGGAACCUGA
Eruca vesicaria subsp. sativa (arugula) is the source of this 1602-nucleotide messenger RNA. NCBI's taxonomy places the organism in Eukaryota, Viridiplantae, Streptophyta, Magnoliopsida, Brassicales, Brassicaceae. The record is from the annotation of a GenBank genome assembly.